AUGAAAUAAUUAGAUGCUUUCUAUCAAGAUGAUUCAAAUUAAAUAUAGUAAGAAGAGACAACAGGUGUACUUGAAUAAGAAAAUGAUCAAUCUUUCAAACCUCAUUAUGGAAACAACUGCAUGUUUAGAUUUUAUAAUGGCCAGCCAUGAUUUACAAUAGGUCUUCACUGUAAUUCAUUUAUAUAUGUAGGGUCUUUGAGUCUUUGCGCGAUUAUUUCUAUAAUAGUUGGAACUUAUUUUAUUAGCUCUAUAAUUCGCCUUAAAUUAGUUAUAUAUGGUAUAGCUUAGGAUCCAUAAUGAAUGGCUUAAUGUUGGAAGUAUGCUUUCUCAGAGUUUUUCUCAAAAAUCCUGGAGUUAAAUUUAAAUUAAAUUAUGUGGCAAAAAGUGAGAGUAUCAAUUUUUUUUAAUUAAUUUGAUAUUUUAGAAUCCUGCUAACUGUGCACACUUAUAAAAGAAUAGGGAACUUAUCAUUGCUCUAAAUGUGAUAUUUGUGUUAGAGGUUAUGAUCAUCAUUGUCCUUGGGUUGGAAAAUGCAUAGGAGAAGCCAACAUAAUCGAAUUCUAGAUGUUCCUUCUUUCAUUGUUAUUUUUUUUCACUUGCAAUUUAAUUUUAGUAAUGAUUUGA
Messenger RNA from Paramecium pentaurelia, 624 nucleotides. NCBI's taxonomy places the organism in Eukaryota, Ciliophora, Oligohymenophorea, Peniculida, Parameciidae. The record is from the annotation of a GenBank genome assembly.